Nerophis lumbriciformis (worm pipefish) is the source of this 1961-nucleotide messenger RNA. It is a transcript of the gene pi15a, whose product is annotated as peptidase inhibitor 15a. The record is from RefSeq and is a predicted model, not a curated record. Gene Ontology annotation, cellular component: extracellular region. Lineage: Eukaryota; Metazoa; Chordata; Actinopteri; Syngnathiformes; Syngnathidae.
CAGACUAUAUAAACCCGCAGAGACCCAACAUCUCCUGGAGACCUCCUAAAGUUUGCAACGCUGCAAAAACUGCAUUGGGACAACUUCGGCUGCGCGCACCAAAAAAAGAACAACCCAAGACGGAUUUGCAAGCAUGCAUCUUCACUUACUUGCGUUCACGUUCGUGUGCGUGCACUGCGGAACAAGUGCGCUGGCCGUGUCCGCCACCGACGCGCCCUCCCCGGCGUUACCGGCGGCCAACUUCACCAGAACCGGUGCAGAAACCGACGCUGGUGCGGGCUCUAAGAGCAGGAGGAAGCGUUACAUCAGCCAGAGCGACAUGGUGGCCAUUCUUGAUUACCACAACAAAGUGAGAGGCAAGGUGUUUCCUCCGGCGUCCAACAUGGAAUACAUGGUGUGGGAUGACAAUCUGGCUAAAUCAGCUGAGAACUGGGCCCACGCCUGCCUGUGGGAGCACGGCCCGUCUCACCUCCUCAGGUUUCUGGGUCAGAACCUCUCCGUCAGGACAGGACGGUAUCGCUCCAUCCUCCAGCUGGUGAAACCGUGGUAUGACGAGGUCAAAGAUUACUCUUUUCCUUACCCACGUGACUGCAACCCCCGCUGCCCCCUCAGAUGCUACGGCCCCAUGUGCACCCAUUACACACAGAUGGUGUGGGCCACGUCCAACAAAGUGGGCUGUGCCGUCCACACGUGCCACAAUAUGAAUGUUUGGGGUUCUAUGUGGAAGCGGGCGACGUAUCUCGUCUGCAACUACUCGCCAAAGGGCAACUGGAUCGGCGAGGCUCCCUACAAGGUUGGCGUCCCCUGCUCCGCCUGCCCUCCCAGCUAUGGCGGCUCAUGCAGCAACAACAUGUGCUCCCCUGCUGUGAAGACAAACUACCUGCACUGGUUCAAAUAAGGACAAGACCCCCUAUCGUCCCCUCGAAGCCACAUUACCACAGAGACGCUAUUCCAAUGGGAUAGCGUCAUGAUUUGCACAACAGGCGCGGACCAGACUAUUUUUUGUAAAUAUGGGCUUAUUUAAAGACAUAGAGACACAUUUAAAGGCAGCAGACAAUUUUGACAAUUUGUACAUAAACUGUAAAAUAAUGUAACAUGUUAUGAUGUGUAAUUUAUGUGUAAAAUGGGUCUUUAAAAAUCACACACCAGGGCGCUGCAUAGAGUUUAACCGUGAACAUGACGACAGUUGCUCAUACGUGCUCACCAUGGUGCUAUACGGGCAUCACACCUCCAUGUUGUGUGCUCUGCUUUUUGUAGGAAUGUUGGAAUAGAACCUUCAAACGGACGGCAGCCUAGCAACGCUCCACGCUUCAUCCUCGGUCGUCUAUUUUUGUCCCGCCAGGAAUUGCUCAGACAAAAGUGCACUUAACUGUGACAUUUUUAAUGCUGACUUCUACGACUUCUGUUUGGAUUUUUAAAUUUAAAUCUGCGUUUAUUGGGCUUCAACUGACUAAAGCACAACAAAUCUGACCCUCUUUUGGUGUAAUAAUCAUAUGUUUCAUAUUGUACACUUUGUAUUGAUAUACUGGACAUUUUGUUUAUUUGUCAUGCACUCAAGUGCACCUUAAUCGUUUGUAAAUGUCCAAAAAUGUCAUAUUCAUUUUUGUAUACGUGUACAUAAUCAUUAUACCAUGGCUAUUCUUUAAACUAGAAUUAUUGUAUAAGUUAUUCAUUUUUAUAUGGGAAAAUAUUUAACUGAUAUACAUGUUGUUUGUAAUUUUUGGUUUGUACAUAUAGCGACACAAUUGUUAGUAUGUGGUUCAUUGGCAACGAAGCACUAGCAAAAAUAUUGGCAGAUGGCUCUUUUUUAUGUAACUGAAAUUUUUGCAGCAUCCUUAAUUGAUGGAAAAAAAGUGGGCAUUGCUGCCACAAAAACAGAAAAUGUUCCGCACUGACUGUAUUUAAAACAAGCAAUUUAUGCAAUGAACUGCUCUCCUGCGAAUUUUUAAUAAAUUGUAUAA